Messenger RNA from Brassica napus (rape), 798 nucleotides. RefSeq lists its product as uncharacterized. Bases 1 to 798 code for a protein of 265 amino acids. The record is from RefSeq and is a predicted model, not a curated record. The transcript is spliced from 2 exons. NCBI's taxonomy places the organism in Eukaryota, Viridiplantae, Streptophyta, Magnoliopsida, Brassicales, Brassicaceae.
AUGAGCCAAUCUUCCCUGAUGAUCCGUAAUGGCGGCUCCUCCUCUGGCGCCCACCGUACUAAGCACUCUGAUGAUGAUAUCAUCAGAAUCCUGGACUGUGAUAUCAAUGUUGCAAAGGAGCGUUUCAAACUGACACUCAUUGGGAGAGUUUUUCACCUUCGUGGUCGAAGCAUAGAUGCUCUGAUCAAUCUCCUCCCCCGAUCUCGGAUCUGGAACGUCGAAGGCAGGGUCCGAGGAAUAAACUUUGGGAAUGGCCGGUUUCAAUUCGAUUUUGACAAUGAAACGGACCUAAUGAUGGUGCUCUACAAGAGGCCAUGCCAGUUCAACCAAUGGAGUUUUGCUUUGGAACGCUGGGAACCCUUUACCAGCGAAAACUUUCCAAACACUAUCCCCUUUUGGAUUAGCCUUCUUGUUGAUGAAAAGAAGGCAAGGAUCCAAGUCUCAAUUGAUGCUGAUCAACCUCUGAAGUUUGAGGGCAGAAUUGGCUUCCCAAACGGAUAUAUUGGAAAGGUUUCUCUAAGCUACGAAGAUCUUCAUCGCUACUGCUUCACCAGCAACCUCAUCUCCCAUGAUGAGAACACCUGUCCACAGCUAACACCUGCAGAAAGGGAGUUCAAAAAGAAGCAGAGAGCGGAGAGCCAGGCCAACAACGAUCGAGCUCGCCUCCCUAUUCAAGGCUCGCAAAUGUACAACACAAGAAACCCCCUUAAAAGGCCUCGAUCCCCUGUACAUGGGAGAAACACCAGCCCCGUGGUUGCGUCACGAAGCAAUGAACUACUCUCAGAAGAUAAAAUAUGA